Molecule: messenger RNA, 939 nt
Organism: Arctia plantaginis
Lineage: Eukaryota; Metazoa; Arthropoda; Insecta; Lepidoptera; Erebidae
Source: the annotation of a GenBank genome assembly
AUGUACUACAGUUGUCAUUGUAUUAAACGCAAUGGCUUACAGCACGAUUGUCGUCGCACUGGUUGCGGCGGUGAGCCCUCGUGUCUAGUCUUACCCGACCCUCUCUGUGCCCCGAGUCAAUUAACGCGUGCUCGGGGCCUUGCGGAUCCCGCACCGUUAGCAGCGCACAUGCGAGCUCAAGGUGGAGGCAGCUCAAGCGGAGUAGCUGAUUCAAGUGCCGGAGGUGGAAAGCGCUUCAUAGUUUGUGAACUAAAGGGUAUUAUACCCGAUUCUUCAGCAGACAAAGGCGGAAAUAAAUGUUGUAAGUGUCCUGCAAAACCUGUAAAUUCUCCUUUAGGGUAUAGUGGCUUCGGUCCUCAAGCAUGUGUAUAUAGUGGCACCGUAGCUGCACCACCGACCCCUGUCGUAAAAACAAUUGGUACACAUGAGUACGGUUCUUCAAAGUGUCCUUGUACUUGUGUUUCUGGGGCAGCAAAUGUACAAACUUCCGUGUUUCCCCUUGACGAGAAAACUUUAAAUGAAAUAAUGAAAAGGUUUGAAACUAAAGAAAUGGCACCUCGUAUUCCCAAGUCAGGUCCAGGUGGUCACGGUGCAAUAAAGCCUGUUACUAAAGAAGAACCUUGUACUAGACCCGGUUGUGUGCAUUGGAAGCCGCCGUCGCCGUGCGUGUGGGAUGCUCCCUGUAAAGCAGAUUGCUUUGAGACUCCAGUUGAUAUUCAGCCGGGUCGUAAUUCACUUACGGGCGGCGGUGGUGCAUCUAUGAGCUCUAGUGGAAAUUUUGGAGGCAAGGUAUCACAAGGUACCCAGCAACCUCGCGAAAGAAUGAAACUGUUAACACCAGAAUGUUGUACAGGUUGUUCUUCGGGGGGCCAUGGACAAGGUUCUGCAAGUGGCGGUCCGGCAGGUGGUCUCCCAAUGCUGGUGAUGAAGCUUUGUUAA